Molecule: messenger RNA, 2973 nt
Organism: Paecilomyces variotii
Lineage: Eukaryota; Fungi; Ascomycota; Eurotiomycetes; Eurotiales; Thermoascaceae
Exons: 1
Coding region: 106-2709 (867 amino acids)
Molecular function (GO): protein binding
Source: RefSeq, a predicted model, not a curated record
AUCGCGAAUAAAUUUCCAAACAGCCAGCGACGACGAGAUACGAGCUCGCCAGACAACACAUUGGGCAUUGUCCAUGAUCCCCACGCUCUCUCUGUGGUCUUCCCCAUGUUCUCGCGCAGCCAGCCCUGUCUGAGAAGCCGUAGGAUCUCUGCCGCCUUGGACAGUGUCGCUGUUGCUUCCAAUGAGCCGCCUCUUCUCUUCCUGUACCCCCGUUGGUUUACUGCUUCGACGCGAAAUGACCGUCCUGCUGCUUCGAUAAAUACGCAUCGACUUGGUUCAGAUGACAGGCGACCUUCUGCUUCUUUCCUUUCUUCACGGUGUUGUCCCAAAUGUCGCCUGCCUACAGCAACCUCGACCAGACGAUGGCUCUCGUCCGCAGCUCCAUUGUCGAGCCCUGGUGUCGCGCAAGAGGAGUCCAAUGAUACAAAAACGGAGGCAUCCAUUGCGCACGAUGAAGGCCAGGGGAAGGUGUCUUCCACAAUUCUCGACGACGGUCUCAGACAGACAUCCACCACCAACCAUGGAGCGCCGGCCGAUGAUGUCUCGACUCCGAGGGCUGAGCCGAACACUGACUCCGCAACAAGCCCUCCGCCAUCCGCAGUCGAUCUACGUCCUGUGAGCGAACAGACAUCGAGUGAACAGCUUGUUCGCAGAGUCGUCGGGGCUACUGCCAGAGGGAGACGGGCCAGAACGCGGCAAAACUCUACCACAAAGUCUACCGAAAACAGACCGGUUCAUUUUCGGAGACAGAUCUUUGUCAAUCUCGUCAAGAGAUUAUCAGCGACUGAGCGCAAGAAGCUGAGAUACGGACGACAUGUUACCAAAUACGCCACACAACGAAGACAGUGGCGGAAACGGGUCCACUGGACUGACCUUGUGCAACGCCUGGACGACCUCGAACAUGAUACUCGCGUGUGGAGCAAGCAUGUCAGACAUAAGGUCCUUCAUUUACCCGAGGAAACCGUCGCUCUUAUGGGUGGCAUGCUCCGGAUGGAGGAGAAUAUCUGGCAUGUCCCUAUUCACAACGGUUGUCAAAUUCGUGUGCUAGAUCCAGCAGAGAGUGAGGGACUUCAUCGGAAGGUCAUCAUAACAGGUACCAAACGAGUCAUCGAGUUGGUUGAAAGUGGCAUUUUGAAGGCGCAGAUACGCCAGGAGAGGGGUGAUCCUCUGGUGGAGGUCCAAAAACCACUGGUUCCGAUCGUUCCCUCUGUGGAAGCGAUGCGGCGCCGGGGCUUAACUGUUCCACUUAUUCGAGGUGUCUGGGUGAGAGGCGUUGAUAGAACGAGGGCAAAACAGGACGCACUUGAGCCUGUGAGAGCAGAUGAAAUCCCUAAACCUUCACCGUUCACUGUCAAGAAAUUCGCCGAGUACGUUGAGGAUAUUGUCACAUCUGUUGAUCUACAGCCUUUGCAGAAAGAUGCCUAUGACAAUGCAGAAGUCAGCCACGUGGAGAUGGUGGAGAAGAUGCUCGUGGCCCUCUUUUACGAUGAGGCGAACCAGAAGUUUGUCUCAACAGGUGCAGCAAAUAUGGCUCUCGACUAUUUAUGCAAGCAUGAGUUCCUGAGUUCUGCCCGCCGGGUGCUAGCAAAGUGCGAAUCCGUGGCAACAGCAGACACGUACAACAUCUUCUUGCAGUCGGCUGCUGACCGACAAGAUCUCAACGUCUUCCAUUACAUUCUGCACUCCAUGGCUCGGCUGCAUGUGCAACCUAAUGACAAGACCUGGAUUGCUUUCCUCCGAUGUAUCGUGUCACCUAAUAUCAAAGCGAAAGUGAUGCACCACAUGGAGUCAAAAGGACUCUUGGCCCGUUCUGAGACUCUCCGCAGCGCGCUCCAGCUGACGGUCCAUGAUUCUUUAGUUAUGCACCUCGAAAGGGGUGGAAAGGUCUCGGAAUUUAUAGAGAUGCUCAAUCAAUACUAUGGCCCCAAGUGGCAGUCGGCGUUGAUAAUAAACCAGAUGUUCCGACAGUUACUCGCGAAGAAGGAUACUUCCACAAUGCUGCAGCUUGCUGAGAUAUGCGAGGCGCAACGACUACCCGUUGACGGCAUGACUCUGAGACUGAUGAUCACCUUCUUCUCGUCUGAUAUCCAGAAAGCUUUAUGGUUUCUCUUCCGGUACACCAAUCCUUAUCGGCACCGUAUUAACCCCAAGGCGGUGGAAAAAUUGUUUCUUAUUGCAUUCAAGAACAGGAGCCUGAAUGUCUGUCGGGUACUCUGGCGGUAUGCUUGCACCAAAGGAAGCGUUAGCCGCAAGAUGAAAGAUGCCGUUGUGAAAUCCGCCGUACGAAACCAGAUCAAAGAGGACGGUAACCCUAUUACCAACAUGUGGGAGUUCAACUCUGGGAAAGUAAUCAUUGGUCUUGAAUUGGGCCAGGAGCAUGAGAUUGGCCUUCCUGGCGAGAUUAUGGGACUGGUCCCAAGUGGGUUUGAAGAUAGUCCUGCGGCAUCCCUCGUCGGAUACAGGCCUACUGAAUCGGAUCGCCAACGGCAGAAGGACCUCGCGCUUGCUCUCGUUAAACGGGACAUGGAAGCAGGUCCGAUGUACCGCCUUGCUGAACCUCUACGCUUUUUGCUGGAAGCUGCCGCUGUUUUGGAUAAUCAGUGGAAUCACACCCCCCGGCCUCUGUCAUGGUUUCUUCAAAACGCGAUACGCGUGCCGAUCGAGAAGAGGGUCUAUGUCGCCGAAGGCUACAGCAAGUAUUACUCUUGAACUUCACGACUCCGAUAGUUUGCAUAGUUUCCAUGUACUCGCAUUUCUUUUUUUUUUGGUCCUUUGCCAGUAUUGUAUAUGCAUGCAUGCAUCACAUCCGGUUUCACCUUAGCGGGCGUUUUCCAGGGUAUACACGGGUGUACAUUUAACGUACACACAACAUUUUGUCUCUCCUCCGCUUGUACAAUACAUUUCCGAUUGGGGAUCGAGCCAUGUACUCCAUAUAGUAUAUUGUGUGAAUACGAAUAUAUUGAAGACGAGAGA